Molecule: messenger RNA, 4280 nt
Organism: Toxotes jaculatrix (banded archerfish)
Lineage: Eukaryota; Metazoa; Chordata; Actinopteri; Toxotidae
Gene: brd2b
Product: bromodomain containing 2b
Exons: 12
Coding region: 86-2572 (828 amino acids)
Biological process (GO): chromatin remodeling; regulation of DNA-templated transcription
Cellular component (GO): nucleus; chromatin
Source: RefSeq, a predicted model, not a curated record
GAGGAGCUCGGUGGUGUUUUAGUGGGAGUGCAGCGUCAACAGCGGUGGAAAAAUUGGAUCGUAAUAACACUCCGCCUUCAGCCCGAUGGAAGCGGCCAUCAACCCGCCUCACGACAGCUCCCUGGUCGGGUUGUCCGGUGGCGGGAUGGACCAACACACCAGCUCAGGCAAACGCAUUCGCAAGCCCUCCCUGCUGUACGAGGAUUUCGAAAGCCCCUCUCUGCCGCACACGAUGCCUCAGGGCCCCCCUGUCCCACCACAGCCCCCAGUCAAGGAUCCCAGCCGGCCAGGCCGCAUGACCAACCAGCUGCAGUACCUCCAGAAGACCCUUUUGAAGUCUCUGUGGAGGCACCACUUUGCCUGGCCUUUCCACGAACCUGUGGAUGCCUACAGGCUUAACCUACCGGAUUACCAUAAAAUCAUCAAACAACCCAUGGACAUGGGCACCAUAAAAAAACGUCUGGAGAACAACUUCUACUGCAGUGCAAGUGAGUGCAUACAGGACUUCAACACAAUGUUCACCAACUGCUACAUCUACAACAAGCCGACAGAUGACAUUGUGCUGAUGGCGCAGUCCCUGGAGAAGAUCUUUCUCCAGAAGGUGGCCCUGAUGCCCCAGGAGGAAGUUGAGCUUCCUCCUCCAGCUCCUAGAAACAAAAAUAGCAGGGGAAGAGGUCGCAAAUCUAAUGCAUCGAGGGCUCAGCAGGUGCCAGCAGUGUCGCAGUCAGCCUAUUCCCCUUCUUCCUCGGACACUGGGGAGUCCAUGCUAGCCAACUCUCCCCAGACUGUGCUGACCAAAAGCCUGCCUCCAGCCAACAUCAUGGGCCUGCCCCCUACACAGCCUACAACCAAGAAGAAAGGUGUCAAACGAAAGGCUGACACCACCACCCCGUCCACCAUGGGCUUGUCUGUGGGCAUGUCAGGUGUGGGCAUGUCUGGAGCAACACACAUGGUGGGUUUAGGGAAAGGAGGACAUGGAAGCCAAGUGCAUGACACCUCCAUGCACACAGUCUCCUCCAUGGGGGGCAUGAGCUUAGACACUCCACCUGGGAUGGGCCUUGUCCGGAGCCCUGGAGGUCCUGUCCUUCUCCAACCAAUGAUGGCCAACACUGGACGCAGAGUCGGCAGCGGACGCCCCAUCAAACCCCCCAAGAAGGACUUGCCUGAUUCUGUCCAGCCUCAGCCAUCAAAGAAGGGUAAACUUAGCCCACAGCUGAGAUACUGCAGUGGGCUGCUGAAAGACAUGUUAUCAAAGAAACAUGCUGCGUAUGCCUGGCCUUUCUACACACCUGUGGAUGCAGCUGCUCUGGGUCUUCAUGACUAUCAUGAUAUCAUCAAGUGUCCCAUGGAUCUCAGCACUAUCAAGAGGAAGAUGGACUGUCGUGAAUACAGGGAUGCUCAGCAGUUUGCUAGCGAUGUCAGACUCAUGUUCUCCAACUGCUACAAGUACAACCCGCCUGACCAUGAUGUUGUGGGCAUGGCACGGAAGCUGCAGGAUGUGUUUGAGUUUCGUUUCGCCAAGAUGCCAGACGAACCACAUAUGGAUCAUACAGCCAUGUCAAUGAGUGGCCAUCCGACAUCCUCUUCGUCCUCUUCUUCCUCCUCCUCCUCCUCAUCUUCCUCCACCUCCGAGAGUGAACCCAGCAGUGAGAGUGAAGAGAGUGAGAGCAGCCCCAGCUCAGACAGUGAGGAAGAGCGAGCACAUCGCUUGGCCGAGUUACAGGACCAGGUGUGCACACAACUCCGAGCCAUGCACGAGCAGCUGGCUGCCCUCUCCCAAGGCCCCAUCGUCAAGCCCAAGAAGAAGAAAGAGAAGAAGGACAAAAAGGAGAAGAAGAAAAAGAAGAAGCUGGAGAAGAGAAGUCGAGGUGGCAGAAGUAGAGCUGGCUCUGAGGAAUGGAAGAUGCCGGGCAAGAUACUGAAGACCAAAUCUGCCAAACCAGCUGGCUCCCAGGCAAAGAAAGGCCAGGGGAAGAAGAGUAACAAGAACAGCAAGACCACAAAGAAGCCGUUCUACUCCCCAGUGCCCACUUCCAUGCUGCCGCACUACGACUCAGAGGAAGAGGAGGAGAUCGUACCUAUGACAUAUGACGAGAAGCGCCAGCUGAGUUUAGACAUCAACAAGUUACCAGGGGAGAAGCUUGGUCGUGUGGUCCACAUCAUCCAGUCCAGGGAGCCCUCACUGAGGGACACCAAUCCAGAGGAGAUUGAGAUUGACUUUGAAACACUUAAGCCAUCGACACUGAAAGAGCUGGAGCGUUACGUCAUGACCUGUCUGAGGAAGAAGCCCCGUAAGCCUUAUGGUGAACAAGCAGCAAAGAAAGGCAGCAUUGGCAAGUCUAAAGAGGAGCUGACUCUGGAGAAGAGGAGGGAGCUGGAGAGGAGGCUGCAAGACGUCAGUGGACAACUUAAUUCUGUCAAGAAACCUACAAAACCUAAAGUGGAGAAGCCCAGUGCCGUAGAGACUCACACUCAGCCCUCACGCCUCAGUGGCAGCAGCUCCAGCUCUGACUCAUCUUCCUCGUCCUCCUCGUCCUCAUCCUCAGACACUAGCGAUUCAGACUCUGGUUGAGAUCCUUAGCACCGACUAAGAGUGAAAACACUAAUAACUCAGGGACUUGGGCUGGCCCAGGACACAACGCACCCUGAAACAGUAGUGGGCUGAGAUAUUAGACACCAUGGUAAAAAAAAACAAAAAAAAACACAAAUUUAAAGUGGACUCCUAAAAUCCUCUGAAUGUGGGACUGAGGGAUGUGAAACAAUGUCUCUGUGGAUAAUCGUAGAACCCAAACACUAAAUGCCUUGGUUCCCCCCUCCUCCCCUUUGUAAAUACUUGUACAAAUUUAUGUUUCUUUUAUAAAGAAGAAUUUUAUGGUGAUCCCCCAAAGAGGGAAACGGAGUAAUAAAGGAUGUGGAAAGACGGGCCUUACUCCAAAUCUGCUUUGGCUGGCCUUACGCUGUGUCCUCGGUGGUGAGGGAAUGGAAGAGUCUUUAUUUAUUUGUUUUCUUCACCCACAUUUCCUUAGACGUUACUGGAAUUUGAACCAGCAACCUUUUGGUCACAAGCCUUGCUUUUCUAACAUCUGUCCCUCUAUCGCUCUUAAUUUUAGACCAACUCCUAUACUCAGCCUUAAUGAUCCAGAUUGUUAAUAACAGAUUAUUUGGAAAAAUAAAGUAUUGUUAAGGAGCUCUGAGAUUCCUUGUCAUGUUCACAGGUCCAAGAGCUAUUGAGCAGUAAAUAGAAGCAAACAUAUGUUUUCUGCCAUAAUAUUCAGGUCAAAAUUUAAAGUUGGUUACAACUUGAGUUUUAGUUUUGGAUAACAUCUGUUAUGUUUACUAACACUCUUCUUCUCAGUUUUACACUGAACUUCAUAUUGUUUUACUGCCUGUAAUUCUUGUUUGUUGAAAACAAGGUGGGUUUAUACUACAGUAUAGAAAUAGCUAAAAAUACUGUAAUUACAAAGUUAGCAGUUGUCACAUAUUGAUUUUGUAUUGAUUUUUAUGGCUGCACGAUUCCCCCAAAAGCCCACCAGCCAUUUUAAGACCUAAUAGUCUUAUAAACAUGACACUAUUUGAAAUACUGUCUGUCGUCAGUAUUCUGAAAUCAUUUCUUACAGUUAAGCUUUGAUAUUGUUCUCAACAUUUCUCCUCAUCACUUCAAACAGUAGCUUAAGUGUGCAUCAGCUUCUGAAGAGCUGAACACAGGCUGUGAAUGUUUUCAGAUUACAAUGCAGGUUUCUAACUCCCACAUUCAUCUCCUCACCAUGUGAAGUAUUGCAUUACUUUUUCUUGAUAACUCGGUGAAGGUUUCUUCAAAGAAAUCUUUCGGCUGCUCUGCUCUUACUGGAACAAAUGGAGUUGACUGAGUUACCUGAAGAUAAAUAACGUGACAAGUUUACCAUAAAGACACAGGAAGUUCUCAUAGUCCAUGCAUAGUUAAAGCUGUUGUUGAAUGUUCAGUGAAAGAUAUGCUUGUAUAUACUUAAAAUGUAUUUACUGUUGCACAAACUAUUGUAUUUCUGCUGUUAAGUCAUUUUUCUUUUGGAGUUACCUUGUUUCAUGUUUUGUUUUGUUUUGUUUUGUUUUGUUUUGUUUUGUUUUGUUUUUUUUGUUUGUUUGUUUUAAAAACAUGCUGUUAUUCCUCAUUCCAGUUAACAGUCUUAGUUGUUUCCUGAAGAACAUUCACAUCAGCAUCGCUGCGUCUGGUCAAGCAGGUUGCAGCCUCUCUGAAGCGUAACUUUCAUUUGACAACUGUGUUUAUUAAAAUAUUCUCUUCUGUA